Molecule: messenger RNA, 3811 nt
Organism: Megalopta genalis
Lineage: Eukaryota; Metazoa; Arthropoda; Insecta; Hymenoptera; Halictidae
Gene: 5-HT2A
Product: 5-hydroxytryptamine receptor 2A
Biological process (GO): chemical synaptic transmission; G protein-coupled receptor signaling pathway, coupled to cyclic nucleotide second messenger; serotonin receptor signaling pathway
Cellular component (GO): dendrite; plasma membrane
Molecular function (GO): G protein-coupled serotonin receptor activity; neurotransmitter receptor activity; serotonin binding
Source: RefSeq, a predicted model, not a curated record
AAGUUAAAUGAAAUGGAAUGAAAUGAAAUGGAAUGGAAUGAAAUGAAAAGGAAUUAUAUUGAAUUAAAUUAAAUACGAUAAGACGCAUGUUCGCCGGACUAUUCGAUCGAAGACGCAUCGCGAUCAACUAAAAUCGCGUCGCGAUCGCGAUCCAGAAUCCUCCCGAGCAACUUCGCGUCUCUCCAACAGCAUCGUCGCGGCGAUCGUCGCAUCCGCGCGCGCCGAUAGAAACCGGCAACGAGGACACCGACAAAUUCAUUUGUAUUCCAUCGAUCCCCGUUGAUUAUCCCCUUUCGUGGAUGUAUUAAAAUUCAAGCUCGGCCGAGGCGUCCGGAUCGUCCCCCGGCUCGGCUCGAGACUUAAUGAACACGCUCCGGGCCGAUCCGCUUUUCGCGAGUACACAUCUUUCCGCGAGGCUGCCGUCUCGACGCGACCGUUCCCCGUGAUCUCGAUGGAUUUUCGCGCGAUUUAAAAUUCAAAUUGGCCCGGCCGCAUCGGAAAGACGGGCCCGUCGCCCGCCGUCCCGACACGCUCUCCCCCCCUCGGCGAGCUUUAUGGCGCCGCGAGCCGUCCGGUUGUCGCGCGAAUUCCUCGGCGAUCGAUUAUCGGGGAUCGCGCGGAUCCGUAAUCCCCGGCUGCCCUGAAAUCACGGGGGGUCCCGUGGUGCCGUGAGUUGUGGUUCGCGGUGGUCCAAGAUCGGGACCGGAAGUGGUGGGGGAGAACGAUCCGAGGAUCCAUCUCGCGCGCGGUGAAAGUGCGAGCGCCCGCGAGGAUCCCGUCGCCCCGGCUCCGCGAGCCGCCGCGGAUCUGCUGGAGGAUCGCCGCGAGGAAAUAUGGAGGAGAGGCCUGAAUAAUCGGCCGGCUGAUCCCGGGGAUUGCGAGUGUGGUACAGCCGGUCGUAAAGUCGGACCUGAAGAAUCCAUAAACCUGGUCCGGGGCGGAGCGGAUCGGUGCCGCUGAAUAAACGCAACCCCCGGGCCGGUUUCUUGGUCAAUUUGGAGCCGAUACCAGGGAUGGGGCGCGUUUUACGAGCCGCCGUGCGUCACGUUACACCGAGGGGCCGUGUAACGGACCCCGAAGGGUCGAUCCCGCGCCGCGGCCACCUGACGCGUCCCUGAAGAAGCCGCCCAGCCACUGAAGAAGCUGCCGAGGUCUCGAGCGGCGACUAUGCGGAGCGGGGACCGACGUGGCAGCUGGGUGUCCGCGCUACUGAUCAGGAUUGCGCGCAGCUCGAGGCCAACUGCACCGGCUAGGCGAUGCUUCCACGCCAGUGAACCGUCCAUUCGUCCUGGACCGCGAAAACGCAAAUGUAGCACCGACCGGACGUAGCCACAACGACACCGGAACCAUGGACGGCAACCUGACCGCGUGGACGGGCAAUCUGACCGCGAUGCUGCACCAGGUACCUUGCAACGACAGCUUCCUCGGCUGUCUCGACGACUGCGGCUCCGGCCUCUUCGGAUUCGAUCACCUCUGCAUGGUCGAGAGGGGCAGCUUCACCUCGUCGAUGACGUUGCUCUGCCGACCCUGCGACUACACUUGCGACGUGAACGUCUCGCUGAUACUCAGCGGCCUCGAGAGCAUCGAGGGCGUCUUCUUGUCCAGGAUACCGAGGUUCAGGGAGUGCAACGAGACCGCGUUCGGCACUCAGAUCCUGGAGUGCACACCGUCGGAGAACGCGACCACCGAGGACCUGGCAGUUUCCUGCUCGCACCGAGCGAAACUAAGUUCGACUGCGAGAGGACGUCGCUUCGACUGGAUCUUCCUCUUCGUCGCGGUGUUCAUCGUAGCCGGCGGCCUCGGCAAUAUAUUGGUCUGCCUCGCUGUAGCACUCGACAGGAAGCUGCAUAACGUCACCAAUUACUUCCUUUUGUCUCUGGCAGUCGCGGAUCUCCUCGUCAGCCUGCUCGUCAUGCCGCUGGGCGCCAUACAAGGGUUUCUCGGAUACUGGCCGUUCGGCAUGAUAUGGUGCAACGUGUACGUGACGUGCGACGUACUCGCGUGCUCCGCGAGCAUAAUGCACAUGUGCUUCAUCUCGCUGGGCCGUUAUCUGGGCAUCCGGAACCCGCUCAGGACGAGGCACACCGCCACCAAACGGAUGGUCGGAUUCAAGAUCGCGGCGGUCUGGCUUCUCGCCAUGUUGGUUUCUAGUUCCAUUACAGUGUUAGGUAUAAUCAAUUCCGUGAACAUCAUGCCACGGCCGAGCACGUGCGUGAUAAACAAUCGAACGUUCUUUGUGUUCGGCUCGCUGAUCGCUUUCUACAUCCCCAUGAUCGUGAUGGUGGCCACGUACGUUCUGACGGUGCCGUUGCUGAGGAAGCAGGCGCGUUUCGUCGCGGAACACCCGGAACGGGACCAAUUCCGCAGGGUCGGCGGCAGAUACUCGUCGACGAAGGCAUCGACGACGACAUCCAGCACCGCGUCCCUAGCGACGCGACACGCGUGGAGGAUUUCCGGUGGCGCCGGUAGCGACAGCAGGUUUCUGGCGGGACGGACGAAAGGGAGAAUUCUGGCGGCGAACAUGGUGGCAACGGAGCAGAAGGCUAGCAAGGUGUUGGGCCUUGUAUUCUUCACGUUCGUCCUGUGCUGGGCGCCGUUCUUUCUUCUCAACAUAUUUUUCGCCGCGUGUCCGGAGUGCCCGGUGCCCGGCCACGUGGUGGACACGUGUCUAUGGUUGGGGUACGUGUCCUCCACCAUCAACCCUGUCAUUUAUACUAUCUUCAACAAGACUUUCAGGGCUGCGUUCAUCAGGCUGCUGAAAUGCAAGUGUUCCAGGUUAGCAAGGCCGGAGAGAUAUCGUUCGGUGACGGAAGGUGGACGCAACGCGAUGAGUUUGUGCACACCGACCGCCCUUCCCCUGGCCAUUAGUCUUCAGGGUACGUAGCCGCUGACACCGACGCCGAACCCGACGACGACACCGGCGUCAGGAAGCUCGCGCUUGACGAAGAUGCAUCGCGCAGCCAUGCACCGUGGUGCAACCAUCUCCGCGAACGCGGCCGCUGUCGAAUAACCGAGUUGUGGAACGAUCGGACCGAUCCGGAUGCCAGGCGCUUUAACGGUGCCAUUUUCGUGUUGAUUGCGAAGCGGUCGGCAGGAGAGAACUUUUCCCUGUAAAAUGUUCCAGAAAGUUUUCACAACGGCUGUAAAUGAAACGGACCUUUCACAGCGCCCCGCCCCCUUCCCCCACCCCGAUAAACCCGGUGAAUUUGUGUUCGCGACGGAGGACAACACACGCGGCGUUUCGGUGGAAAAGUUGCAACGACGGUGGCGCCAUCGGUGGCCGCGCGCGCAACCGCGGUGUGUACAUAUACGAUCCGUAAUUCGAGAGCGAGUUUGCUUAUAACAAUCAUUGAAAGUCACUGUACACUCCCCGCUCCCCCCUCCCCCACGUGACUCACCCUCUCGUGCUCGGAACUUCGGACCCGUCACGAAACUAUGUAACUACAAACUGUGUGAUCCGUGGUGUGCGGAGGAACACGCGUGUGCGGAUGCGAUAAUGAAUUUCGAUCGAUCGAAGAGCUUGUCUUGCGGGAGAAUGAUUCUCUUGAAAUAAGAGAAAUGGUCUGUACCUAAAACGUCGAACCAAAGAUUAAACGAUAAGUUCAAGUGUGUACGUAGAGAGGGUAUAAAAGAGCAGAAUUGACGAAAUAAAAUGUAAACUCUUUAAUUAUCGACACCGAUGUUUUCGUUCGAACUCGAGACGAGGAAAAAAUUGAGGAAAAUCGACGGUACCUUAUGAAGAAACACUCCCGUUUCGCCUUCAUUUGUACUAACUUUUAUUUGACAAAUAAAAAGUAUCCAUUACAAAUAA